Molecule: messenger RNA, 1422 nt
Organism: Echinops telfairi (small Madagascar hedgehog)
Lineage: Eukaryota; Metazoa; Chordata; Mammalia; Afrosoricida; Tenrecidae
Product: HLA class II histocompatibility antigen, DO alpha chain
Exons: 5
Coding region: 1-753 (250 amino acids)
Biological process (GO): immunoglobulin production involved in immunoglobulin-mediated immune response; immune response; peptide antigen assembly with MHC class II protein complex
Cellular component (GO): membrane; MHC class II protein complex
Molecular function (GO): MHC class II protein complex binding
Source: RefSeq, a predicted model, not a curated record
AUGGUCUUCAAUGGGGGGCUAGCUCUGGGAGUCCACAUCAUGAUAAGCCUUCUGAGCCCUCAAGAGACAGGGGGCAUCCAGGCUGACCACAUGGGCUCCUAUGGACCCGCCUUCUACCAGUCUCACGGCGCCUCCGGCCAGUUCGUCAAUGAAUUUGACGGGGAACAACUCUUCUCUGUGGACCUAAGGACAAAGGAGGCUGCAUGGCGUCUGCCGGAGUUCAGCAACUUUGCCUACUUUGACCCGCAGCGGGGGCUGGCCAGCAUUGCUAUGAUCAAAAUCCAUCUGGACGUCUUGGUGCAGCGCUCCAAUCGCACGAGAGCCACUAACGUGCCCCCAAAGGUGACGGUGUUCCCCAAGUAUCCGGUGGCGCUGGGCCAGCCCAACAUUCUCAUCUGCGCCGUGGACAACAUCUUCCCUCCUGUGAUCAACGUCACUUGGCUGCACAAUGGUCAGACCGUCACCGAGGGAGUCUCCCAGACCAGCUUCUACUCCCAGCCGGACCAUUCCUUCCGCAAGUUCCUCUACUUGCUCUUCCUGCCGGCUGCCGACGACGUCUACGACUGCAGGGUGGAGCACUGGGGCCUGGACGGGCCUCUCCUCAAGCACUGGGAGCCCUCUAUGCCUACCCAUCUACCAGACACCACAGGGACCCUGGUCUGCGCCUUGGGCCUGGCCGUUGGGCUGAUGGGCUUCCUCUUGGGCACCGUCCUCAUCAUCCACAGCACCUGCUGCUCCAGUGUUCUCAGGUAAUGACCCUUCUGAAAGAAGUGGAUUGUGGACACGCCGGAUGGAUUCCUGGCACGCUCUGACAGCCCUUGCAUGCUCGGUGACCCCGUCUACCAAGCACACCCUCAUUAUACUGACUGCUAAUGGGGGCAGCCUCUGUCUUAUAGACCCCUUACUUUGGGGCUCCUAUGCUCCUCCAGGACUUUGUGGGACACCAACCACCUUUUGCUUCCCAUCACACACACACACACACACACACACACACACACACACACACACACUUUCUUGCUCUCCCCAAAGCUCUGGCUAGGAGCAGUAGACUGCCUACAGGCAUCUGUACUGUAUCUCUGUUGUCAGGUUUUGGCCAAUUCUCCCAGGUAUGAGGAUGCUGAAGCUGGAGAAGGAACUUGGGGAGAUGACCAUGUGGGUGGGGAGAUUGACAAUCCUCCUGCUGUGUAGCUGUGCGAUUUGCCUUUAUUUCACUCCUCAGCUCAGGCCCUUUGUGUGUUACUUUGGAAUGGACCAAUUCACAUGAAUUUCAUGAAAUUUAUCUCAUGAGUUCCAAGUUGACCUAAAUGGGAUAUAACGGGUCCUGUCCCUUGUAACACCCACAUGGUCUUUCUUUAGAGCAGUGGCUCUCAACCUGUGGGUCGAACCCCUUUGGGGGCCAAGCGACCCUUUCACAGGGGUCGC